Messenger RNA from Scomber scombrus (Atlantic mackerel), 4998 nucleotides. Its product is annotated as interferon-induced very large GTPase 1-like. Bases 1 to 4968 code for a protein of 1655 amino acids. The record is from RefSeq and is a predicted model, not a curated record. Gene Ontology annotation, molecular function: GTP binding. NCBI's taxonomy places the organism in Eukaryota, Metazoa, Chordata, Actinopteri, Scombriformes, Scombridae. The transcript has 5 exons.
AUGAGUCCAUCAACUACCUCUACUUCUGGUACAGAAUGUGGUCAUCUCACCCAAGAAGCUGACGAUGCUGGUGUUGGCUGCGCUAUGAAUCCGUGUAUGAAGAAAAAGGAGGGAAACACUUCUUCCAAAAGCUCUCUGUCUAGGAAACAUGACAGCGAGACAAAAGCUCAACGACCAGAGCAGAGGAAGCAGAGACCAACUUCUCCUCUACCCAGCUGUGAGUCCAUGAAGGAUGAUUCUAAGGAGUGCAUUAUAUUAUUUAAAGAUGGACAAUCUGCAGUCCUUUUGAACUUUCUCUCCAGACUUGGUUUGGGGAAAUUUUAUCCCAACAAGCUCACUCUUCAGUCCCUUUUGGAAAUCAACAAAAACAGUAUUUAUGAUGAAACUGUUGAAUCAUUGGAGAAAAUACCAUGGUGCUUUCUCAGGAAACUCUUUCAAAUCAACACAGAAUGCAGAAACUGUACACAAUUAUCAAACAAUGAUGAUGAUGAAAACAGUGAUCUGUUCGACUUUGACCUGGACACUGCAGAUGACUCUGCAGACAAGGUUAACCCUCUGGACCUCAUAGUUGCACUCUUUCUUUGUGCUGACAGCUUCUUGCAACAGGAAAUGGCCCUCAAGAUGUCAAUGUGCCAGUUUUCUGUCCCACUGCUGUUGCCUCAUGGCAAUAACAGUCAGUCUACUCUGAUGCUGUGGGCUCUGAGAGACAUCGUCAAAGAGUGGCGUCCACAUGAUUUAUCUAAAUCAAAAGGAUUUGUUGAAGGUAGCAUUGUUCAAGCAGAUAUACCAUUCUUUACCUUUGUCAGGCUGAAAAACUGCAGUCUCUCCAAGUCACAGGUUUUGAAUCAUGUUCUCAGUCGUGGCCAACAGAAUCACAACAUCUUCAUACACAGAGAUAUGAAAGGAGGAACAAUCACAAAGAAAAUAGCAAAGGGUUUAGUCGAGGUUUGCUGGUUCCUUCCCUGUGGCAGAGAAAAUCUUGACAUAUUUCCAGGACCAGUUGCGUUUGCAAAUUUGAGAGGAGACAUUUGUGAGUCACUGGCACAAUUCAAAUUUAUUUUUCAAGUGUCAACUGCUACCUUUGUGUUCCUGGACAAAGUUGAAGAAAAUGAGCACAAGAUUCUGACUUCUCUUCAAUAUGUGAAAUCCAAACUCUUUGUGGUUGUUAAUCGCAAGGAGGACUCCAGAGAGGACAUGAUGUCUGUUAAGAAAACACUGACAGAGUUACAGCUACCAAAUAGCAGUGUGAGAACUAAAGACCCACAGGUAAAUGUUGCAGAACUUUCAGAGAAACUCUGUGUUUCCAUUAAGAAAUCACUGUCAAAUGUUGUCAACACAGUUAUCAUUGAAAAUAUGCUUGACAAAGCCGUUGAACUUGGUCUGUCUGUGGACAAAAAUAAAACUGAUGAGCAAAAGGAAGCAGCUGAGCAGAUUGUGAAAGGAAUUGGUGUGCGGAGUAUACCAGAAUACAAGAAACAACAACUUCCUUUGCAGGGAGAUAACUGGAAAAGAUUAUCACAACUGGACAUGGAGGAAUGUAGACUGAACAAAGCUGGUGACAUAGGACUGGAAGAAUAUAAAUCCCAGCUACAGGAGGAAAAACAACAAAUCAGGAAGGAGCAAAGCAAAUACAAGCUGUCAAGAGCCAUGAAAGGUUUAAUUGUAAACUUAUCCAAAUGUGACAAAGAAGGAAGAGGUUUUUUUCUUAAGUGGAUGAAAUUUAAUCUGAAUGCACAUUCAGAGUCUGCAAUUAAACAAUCUUUACUGCGUAAUAAACUGAAAGAGCACUGUGAAAGAAUGGAGAAAGAUGUGCAAGUCAUUGCAGAGUUAGAUCAGGCUUUGCUGGAAAGCUCUUUAGGAGUAGAGCAUUACAUGAGAGAGAUGGGACUCAUUUAUGAGUUCUCAAUUAAUGGCUCAAAAAACACUGCUGAUGAAAUAUCUUGUCUCCCUGGUUUGGCUGCUGAAAUGCUGUUGGAUGGAUAUCCUUUAGAGCUCUUGGAUGGAGAUGCUUCCAACAUCCCAGAGAGAUGGGUGACAGAUGUGCUGAUGGAGCUUCACAAGAAGGUUGGAGAACAGAGCAGACUGUUAGUACUGACUGUGCUGGGUGUUCAAAGUACAGGGAAGUCAACACUCCUCAACACCAUGUUUGGUGUGCAGUUUCCUGUCAGCAGCGGCAGAUGCACAAGAGGAGCUUAUAUGCUCUUCCUCAAAGUUGGAGAAGAUAUGAAACACGAGUUGAAUUAUGAUUUUAUAGUUCUCAUUGACACAGAGGGUCUAAAGUCUCCACAUUUGUCACAACUAGAAGACAGUUAUGAGCAUGACAACCAGCUGGCAACCUUUGUCAUUGGUUUAAGUGAUGUCACCAUUAUAAACGUUGCCAUGGAGAACUCAACAGAAAUGAAAGACGUCCUGCAAAUUGCAGUUCAUGCCUUCCUGAGAAUGAAGGAAAUUGGUAAAAAGCCCAUUUGUCAUUUUGUGCAUCAAAAUGUUUCUGGAGUUUCAGCUCAUGCAAAGAACCUAACAGAGAGAAAGCAUCUCUUGGACCAGCUCAAUGAAAUGACACAAAUCGCUGCUGAAAUGGAAAGGCAGCCUUCUAUUAAAGCAUUCACAGAUGUGCUGGACUAUGACAUGGACAAAAACAACUGGAACAUCCCAGGACUGUGGCAUGGAACCCCUCCGAUGGCACCAGUGAACACAGGUUACAGUGAAGCUGUAGCAGAGAUAAAGAGAAAUCUUUUGGUGAAAACAACCAGAAGCAAUGAAGUCUCACAGAUCCCAGAGUUUCUAGAAUGGAUUAAAAGUCUCUGGAAAUCUGUGAAAUAUGAGAACUUCAUCUUUAGUUUCAGAAACACUCUUGUGGCUCAGGCCUAUGACAACCUUUGCAAAGAGUUCAAUGAAUGGGAAUGGGAGUUCAGAAAAGAAAUCAUUUCCUGGCAAACACAAGCAGAGUUGGAAAUUUUAAAUUGUGACAAUGAAUCUGAUAUUUUGGAUUGGAUCACAUUGGUCAAAUCAAAAAAAUCAGAGGCAUCAGAAAAAAUUGCAUCUGAAGAAAGAAAAAUGAAGGAGAAACUUACUAACUACUACAAAAAGAAAGGCCAAAAUGUAAAUCUGAUUAAAAAAUACAAGAUUGAAUUUUUCAAAAGCAUCAGCAGUCUUGCAAAGGAAAUCAAAUAUUCAGUGAACAACAAACUGGAUUGUGCACUUCACAUGAGAAAAAGUUCAAAAGAGGUUCAAGACAUUCAUAAGAAAUACAGAUGUGUGAUUGAGCAGCAGGUCAUGAAACUCCUGAGUGACUGUAAAAACUAUAAACUGUCUGAUGAACAGCUGACAGAGGAGUUUGAAAAGAUGUGGACUGAAGUCACUGUAAAUGUGGGUGGCCUGAAAGAACAAAAUAUAUCUGAAAACAUCCUCAUUAACUUGAGAAAAAACUUCCUAAAUCGUAAUGUCAAUGAGGAAUUACAGAACAUUGGAGACUUAACAGAAAUAGGGAGGAAUGGGUUUCAAGCUGGGAAUGAGCAUGUAAAAAAUGCAAAAACCUUUAAUGUGUUCCGCAAAAAAGACAUAAAAAUAUAUUUGCAAACCACAGCUGAUGGAGUCAUUGAGUCUUGCAGACAUUCUGUGGUUGAAAUCGUAAAGACAGAACAAGAUUAUCAUGAGACCCUCACAAAGGAACUUCUGGACAAAAUCGAUGAGUCCCUUAAAGAUAUCAGCAAGGAUGUCAAAAUCAAGUUUGAGAUUGACCUGAAACUUCACAUUUGUGGCAUUGCCUCAAGGGAAUUCCUCAAAAUGCACCAAAAAUUCUUGUCAGAUAAUGAUCCUCGGACUCAGCUGGAGAAGCACAAGACUCAGUAUUUGUCUGAUUUUUUUGAUUCAUACAAACUGAGAUCAACCAACAAGAAAGAUCACUGUCAGCACAAAUCAACUGAUUUGGUCCAGUUUUGCAUCAAACCUGCUGUGGAAGAGUACAUCAAUAGAUUUUUGGGAAUAGACAUUGUGGAUGAAAUUUUGACAAGUUCUCAUUCAGCAGAGUACAGCUCCCGCUCCUCUUUCCAGUACAACAUUCAGGAAGAGUUGCUGCAAAAGGAUGACUUUGACAGUUUUGUCAAGUACCUUCGUAAUUAUGAAAUAUAUGUUAAGGAUUGGAUAUUUCAGCACAUCAAGAAAAAAAUGCUGAAGGACAAAACUUUGUGCAAAUUGAAGAACAAGAACCUUCAAGUCAUAGUUGAUAAAAUCACAGCAGCAUUAGAGCAGGCCACAAAAGGACCAGAUGGUGUUCAACUGCCAGACAACAACGAAAGCAUCACAGAGCUCAUCAGCAACAUGCGGAAGUGUUUAAUUAAAGACAUCUCAAUCUCAGAGGAGGAUGAAAAAACCACCCUGUUUCAAAUCCAAAGCACAUGUCAUCCAUUUAUCAUCAGCCUCAAAAUGUCAAUAGAAGACAUGAAAAAACAGCUUCAGGAGGAAUUCUCAAAGUCUGAAGACGUCACUGAGACUCUGAACAAACUUCCUAUCAAACCACAGGAUGAGCUUUUCAAGCGAGUGUUUGGUUGUGGACAACGAUGUACAUUUUGUAAAGUUCCCUGUGAGGCUGGAGGAAAAGACCACGAUACGCAUCAUGCAGCUGUUCAUCGACCACAAGGUCUUGGUGGAUACAGGUAUGAAGGCACAGAAAAGCUGGUUGAAACACUGUGUACAACUUCUGUGCACAGUGAAAGUAGAUUCAGAAACUCAGACACAAAUGGAGAGUUUCAUCCUUACAAAGACUACAUCAAGUACUAUCCAGACUGGCUCAUUCUUCCAGAUUCCAGCACAGAGGCAUCUGACUACUGGAAGUAUGUACUGGUACAAUACAAUGACAGAUUUGCUCAAGAAUAUAAUGCAGAGCCAGCUGAUGUUCCAGAGGCCUGGAGGAAAAUCACAAAGGAACAAGCACUGAAGGGGUUAAAAGAUGCCUUUAACAUAAAGUGAACUAUGUAAAAAUGUCUUUAAACAAAAGUG